AUGUCCCCAUUGAACGUCGGUAUAGUUGGUACAGGUAUUUUUGCCAAAGAGAGACAUCUGCCAUCUUACCAGGAAUUCCCUGACAAAUUUAAGGUCGUUGCUGCCUUCAACAGGCAUAAGGAAAAAGCUUUGAAUUUUGCAAAGAUUGCUAACGUCCCGGAAGAUAAAGUUUACGACAACUUAGACGAAAUUUUGAAUGAUCCUCAUGUGGACUACAUCGAUGCUUUGCUACCUGCUCAGUUUAAUGCAGGUAUUGUUGAAAAAGCCGUUAAGGUUGGCAAGCCUGUUCUUUUGGAAAAACCAAUUGCAGCUAAUUUAGAACAAGCAAGGGAGAUUGUCAAAUUGGCAGAGUCCACCCCUUUACCCGUUGGUGUGGCUGAAAAUUGGUUAUAUCUACCAUGUAUUGAAAUCGCGAAGGAGCAGAUCAAAAAAAUUAGCCCUGUUGUAGCAUUCACUCACAAUUCAACCGGCCCAUUUGUCACCGCAAAUAAAUAUUUGACCACGACUUGGAGACAAAAACCAGAGCACAUUGGUGGAUUUUUAUCAGAUGGUGGUGUACAUCAAUUAGCCCUUGUUAUUUCCUUACUUGGUGAAUUUAAAUCUGUUUCCGCAUUGACGAGACAAGUGCGCGAACGUUCUGGUGCUGAUGAUAUCGUCUUUGCUACUGUUCAGUUAAAGGACGCAGAUAUAAUCGGAAGUUUUACUUAUGGCUCUGCUUUUGGUGCUACUGAAAAGUCUGUUUUUUUGAAAGUUUACGGUAAAAAUGGUACUGUUACCAUAGAUUUAUCAGAUAAGAAGAACCCAGUUGUAAAAGUUAAGCUAGGUGGCUCAGCUGAAGAUAACGGUGAGGAGCAAAUCUUUAAAAUUGACAAUGAUGAAAGCUUCGGUGUCAACGCUGAAUUUUUGAAUUUUAAUGAGGCUGUCAGCAAGAAGGACAAGUCCCUUUACUUAGGUACACCAAGAACUGCCUUCCACCAUCUGGCUUGUGUGGAUGCAUUUUUGAAAUCCUCUGCCAAAAAUGGUGACCAUGUUAAAAUUCAACAGCCAUAA
Saccharomyces mikatae IFO 1815 is the source of this 1050-nucleotide messenger RNA. RefSeq lists its product as uncharacterized. The coding region runs from base 1 to 1050 and encodes 349 amino acids. Gene Ontology annotation, molecular function: oxidoreductase activity; nucleotide binding. Lineage: Eukaryota; Fungi; Ascomycota; Saccharomycetes; Saccharomycetales; Saccharomycetaceae. The record is from RefSeq and is a predicted model, not a curated record. Gene Ontology annotation, biological process: NADPH regeneration. The transcript has a single exon. Gene Ontology annotation, cellular component: cytoplasm.